Messenger RNA from Linum trigynum, 504 nucleotides. The record is from the annotation of a GenBank genome assembly. NCBI's taxonomy places the organism in Eukaryota, Viridiplantae, Streptophyta, Magnoliopsida, Malpighiales, Linaceae.
AUGAGCAGAAAAGCUGAGAUUCCUUUGACAGUUGACUUGGGGCGGUACCUGGGAGUGGGGGCCAUCCACGGGCGGGUCACUAGAGAUCGAUAUAAAGACCUCAUCCUCAGGAUUCAGAAGAAGCUUGCCCCUUGGAAGGCAAAACAGCUCUCUAUGGCGGCUCGGAUCACGGUGGUUAAGUCGGUAUCUUCCUCAAUCCCUAUCUACCCGAUGCAUAUAGAACUUGUUCCUGUUAAUGUAUGCAGGAGCUUGGACAAGAUCAACCGGGACUUCAUAUGGGGCGAAUCCGACGAGAAGAAGAGGAUGCACUUAGUCGCUUGGCCCAAGCUCACUCAGCCACGACUCUCAGGUGGCCUGGGCAUCCGUCCCGCUAGACCAGUCAACCUGUCCAUGCUCGCCAAGGGGGGAUGGCGAAUAAUCAACGACCGCGACAGCCUGUGGUGCCAAGUGAUGCGCGACAAGUACGACAAGAAUAAAGAGCAUCUUGAGAUCCUACAGCGGUGA